Meloidogyne enterolobii is the source of this 323-nucleotide messenger RNA. The record is from the annotation of a GenBank genome assembly. Lineage: Eukaryota; Metazoa; Nematoda; Chromadorea; Rhabditida; Meloidogynidae.
AGAUGUCACCCCCAAUGCUUUCAUCAAAAUUAAUUCGGCGCUUAAUUUUAGUAACUUUAAUUACUUUAUUGUAUAUUUGUGCUAGAACAUAUAAAGAAUAUAGAAAUAUAAUUUCCUCGAGAGAUGAAACUACGGCAGUUACAAUUAUUCAACCUGGGAAAGAAGCAGAAUUUAUUAAAUUGCAAAAAAUAAUUAAAGACGAAAUUCGAGCAAUGCAAACGGUGGAAAGGAUUAGGUCAGAACGGGUAAGCAAAUUUUUGUAUUUUUUCAACGAAGGAAGACAUUUAAACUUUACUUUUAGCAGAUACACCCAAUCCUCAUAA